UCCUCCUUCCAUCAGACAACGUGAAACCAUGAUAAAUGAACGGAACCUGAAUGGAAAACUUCACUUUGGCUUCUCCUCACUUGUUUACCAUUCAUCUCAACCUCCGUUGUUAUACAUUCAACCUUAGCUUUCCUCUGCCAUGACUGGUAAAGGCAACAAAUACUAUGUAGUCUUUAGGGGGAGGAAUCCUGGAAUUUACUAUUCCUGGGAUGAAUGUCGGGCACAGGUUCAUGGCUUCAAGAACAAUAGGCACGAGAGGUACCGAACCCUUGAAGAAGCCCAACAAGCACUACAGGAGUAUUUUGCAAACCCAGAUUCAAUGGAGAGCCCAUCGUCUUCUCAUCCUUGGCAUCAUGUUGAUAGCGAGGGCAUCAGUGGGGGCACACCAAACCUUUCUCAAGCGUCCACAAGUCCUUUUUCACCGGUGCAACAAAACAGCCAGACCAAUAACGAAAGGAAGCCUGACCCAGUGCAUGGAACGUCACAAGGAAGCAAAGGUGACGAAGUUGUCCUGAAGUUCAGCAUGAAAGAUUGCUUGAUAGAGGCAUGUAAAGUACUUGGAAUCGAUUGUCCUGAAUUCUUUGCGUAUCCGGCAAAGAUCAUUAAUGGGUCACCGCACCACAGCUAUAUGUGUUAUUUGAGGUCUGAAAAAAUCCAUGAGACACCUGUUGAAGUUGGCCCUUAUGAGACUUCACCAGAAAUGGCAAUGGAACAAGUGUCUCUUAAGUGGCUAAGGAGGUUGGAAAAUUGGCAUAACUUAUCUGUUGAGGACUACAACCAUUAUACGGUUCAGUUGAAGAAUGAUCGAAUCCAGUGCCUAGAAGCUGAGAACUUCGAUCUGGUCAUGGAAAAUGCAAGCCUGAAGCAACAAAACUUAGACCUUAAGAGGAUGUUGAACCACCUUUGAAGUAAGGAAAAAAAAGUCGCCAGACCAAUGACACAAUAAUGAAGUUUUCUUAUUUCUUCCUUUUGUGUGUGUAAAUAUCGUGCACCUUGCUACAAAGACGUUAUGAUGCUAAGUUUUGUUGUUGUAAUGGGUGUAAUGGCUACUUGUACCUUGUAUGUUUUGCAUGUCGUAAUUUCACGUUUCCUGUUUGUUGACCAUUCCUGUAAUUGGAAUUUCUGCUGACUGGGAUUAA
Lotus japonicus is the source of this 1139-nucleotide messenger RNA. RefSeq lists its product as uncharacterized. Lineage: Eukaryota; Viridiplantae; Streptophyta; Magnoliopsida; Fabales; Fabaceae. Bases 140 to 907 code for a protein of 255 amino acids. The record is from RefSeq and is a predicted model, not a curated record. The transcript has 2 exons.